UGCAGUCACACUAAAAAGAUUUUUAAAAAGAAGAAGAAAAAAAGAAGAAACUGAAAAGUUUCACUAAUUUUCAACAAUAAAUUAAAGACGUUCCAAAGGACGCACGCCCUGUGCACAUUUCCCCCACUGUGUAGCACAACGCAAUGAUGACUGACAACAAAAGCUACGACUCCAGCAACGACAGCGAGUCGGAGGAGCAUCGGGCCAAGCAUAAGAAGGCCAAAAAGCACAAGAAACACAAGAAAUCCUCAUCUGGCAAGGGUGAGAAAGACAGACAUGCCCACAAGAAGCACAAGAAGGCGAAAAAGCGCCCCCACCGCGCAAGCGAGUCCUCGAACGACUCGGAUGCGAUGGAAAACGCCAAGGCCAAGCUGGCGAAGAACUCUGGGCUGAGCAGCAAAUUCACAGAGAUCAUGCAGAAGGCUAGUCGCAACGGAGCCGACUUUCGCAUCGCCAAGCCCAUGUUGCCGACGGACCCAAGCAGCCUGGUGGAGGAGAUCACCAAGACUAUUCAAAACAAGGUGCUGCCCGUCUUGGAGGUAGCCAGUUCGGGUAGCGAAAGCGAUGUACCUGCCGAUGUGGCCAGUCCGAUCAUUGCGUCCAUUAUUGAGGACGAGCUGAACUUGGAGGAUCUGAUGAGACAGAAGGCUAUGCUGCAGGCUCGCCUGGGCGCCUAUAUGUCGGACCCAGAGGCCGACGACAGAGGCGAGCUCCAUCCGCAGCAGACCAAGCCAAUGCCCAAGGUGGCCACUUCCGCACUUCCGCAAUCCCUGUCACAAGCGAUGGCCGCCAGCAAGUCUGCAGCGCCGCUGGCUACUGCAACCAGUAAACAUGCUAAUAUUAAACAGUCUAGCACGCAUAACUCAAAUGAAUCCGAUGUUAUAUUGUUGGAUGAUUCUAGCGGAGGCCAGCGAACCCCCUCGCCCACGCCCGAGAAGCGGAGACGCCACGCAUCCCCGCUCCCAGCAGGCUCGAGAAGCCGAGCCCGCGAUGACCCGCUCCACGGACGAAAGGAACGGCGGUCGAGAGAACGCGAUCGCACACCCUCACGUCGUCGGGCAGCUGAGCAGCAGACACAGGCACGGCCCCGCAGCCGCAACCGAAACAUGGAGGACUUGCGACAGGAGAUCAACCGCGACAAGCAAAGGGAGAGACGCGACCAUAGCCGAGACCGGGAUCGGCGUGGGGCGGAGAGGCCACCGCCCACCGAAUUGCGAACAGGUCGUGCCCGCGAGCGGGACGUUCGACCCAAUCGCAGCCAGCGCUCGCACAGCCGGAGUAAGUUUGAGUCGGACAGGCGUCGAGAGCGGGAGCGGCAAAAGGACCGGGAUCGUGGUGGCUUUGACCGUGGUGGUGGGCGCGGUGGAGCACGUGGUGGCGCAGACAACGGGGACCGCGAUCGGUACAAGGGUUCGCUGAGCGAGGGGCAAAAGAAGCACGACAAAGAGAGCAGUGACGAGGAGGCCAACCUCCUGGACAUUGACAUUGACGAGGACGAGGAUGACGAAGAGCGUAUCAUUGAGCAGCGUCGAAAGAAGCGUGAGGAGCUACUCAAGAAACUGGGGACUGGGCAGGAGUCACCAACUCCUCAAAACUCCAUUAGGUACGAGUCUCGAAGCUCUUCGCCAGGGUCAUCCCAACGCGAUAGGCCCCAUAGGACGCCGACACCCACUCUGCCCAGCUCGGAUCCGCCUAGCUCAGACAUGCCGAAGGAGCACCAGCAGCUGGACAGCUCGAAUAGCCAAAAAAACAGCUCCGUCAAGGAAAAAAGAAACGAGUGGGAUAUGUUCGCUGACCAAGAUGUGGAUUCAAAUUUCGAUUCACCCAACACCAUCGUACAAAAUAAGCACCAACACGAAAAUCCUGCCCUCACCGACAACUGGGACGAUGCAGAGGGCUAUUACCGAGUUCGAAUCGGCGAGGUUCUGGACAAUCGCUACUUGGUAAACGGAUACACUGGCCAGGGUGUCUUCAGCAAUGUCGUGCGUGGCAGAGACCAAGCUCGGGGACAGGCUAAUGUAGCCAUUAAGAUCAUACGCAACAACGAAAUAAUGCACAAAACUGGCUUGCGAGAAUUGGAAAUUCUAAAGAAACUGAACGAUGCUGAUCCGGAAGAUCGAUUCCACUGCCUGCGUUUGUACCGCCACUUUUUUCACAAGCAGCAUCUCUGUAUGGUGUUCGAACCUUUGGCAAUGAAUUUACGUGAAGUACUUAAGAAAUAUGGCAAGAAUGUUGGCCUCCACAUCAAAGCAGUUCGUAGCUAUACACAGCAACUUUUUUUGGCACUCAAGUUGCUAAAAAAGACGGGCAUUUUGCAUGCGGAUAUAAAGCCGGAUAACAUUUUGGUCAACGAAAAUAAUCUGAUACUGAAGUUGUGCGAUUUUGGGUCUGCAUCGGCCAUCAGCGACAACGAAAUAACACCGUACUUGGUGUCGCGGUUCUACCGCUCACCAGAAAUUAUUUUGGGUAUUCCGUACGAUUAUGGAAUCGAUACAUGGUCCGCCGGCUGCACAAUAUACGAACUGUACACGGGUAAGAUUCUGUUCAGCGGCAAGAGCAACAACCAGAUGCUCAAGUUUUUCAUGGACGUGAAAGGCAAGAUACCAAACCGAAUCGUCAGAAAGGGUCAGUUUAAGGAGCAGCAUUUUGAUCAGAGCUGCAACUUCUUGUACCACGAGAUAGAUAAGCUCACCGAAAGGGAAAAAAUUGUUGUGAUGCCGGUGGUGAAACCUUCGCGUAGCUUGCAGCAGGAACUAAUCGCUGAUCAAAACCUGCCAGAUGACCAGCAUCGCAAGGUCACACAGCUGAAGGAUUUGCUGGAGAACAUGUUUGCCCUGGAUCCAGCCAAGCGGAUAUCCCUCAACCAGGCACUAGUUCAUCCCUUUAUUCAGGAGAAGAUGUAGAGCAGUCUUAGAAAUCAAUGAAACGUAAUUUUAUUUUGCCUAGCCGUAAGACAACCGAUACGCCCAACUCGUGCGUUAGUUACUAGUUCUCGUUCGUUAUCAGACAAACAUGCUCACCCAAUAAUCACACGAUCUAUACAUCUACUCGACCGAUGUAAAUAAGCUCUGUGGUUUGCGCGUUUUGAGAACCGAAUUAUACAAAAUAUUAUUAUUCAGUUAGCAAAUGUUCCGCAACUUGUUAUUCGUGUGUGUAUCAUGCGUGUAUAUAAGUAUUUUAAAGCUACUACUGUAUAAAAUGCAUGUGACCGAUUUGCCACACACACAAUAUAUACAUAUAUAUAAACAUA
This is a messenger RNA of Drosophila suzukii, 3250 nucleotides long. It is a transcript of the gene Prp4k, whose product is annotated as Pre-mRNA processing factor 4 kinase. Lineage: Eukaryota; Metazoa; Arthropoda; Insecta; Diptera; Drosophilidae. Gene Ontology annotation, molecular function: ATP binding; protein serine/threonine kinase activity. Gene Ontology annotation, biological process: peptidyl-threonine phosphorylation; mRNA cis splicing, via spliceosome; peptidyl-serine phosphorylation. The record is from RefSeq and is a predicted model, not a curated record.